UAAGGACAGAGCGAAGCCGCCUAUUUCAUCGAAGGUCAUUUCGUUUACUUUGAUUCGUUAUAUAAACGAGGGGUAAAAGGGUAACGAUAUCAGUUUGAUUCUGUGACUUCAAUACAAUCAACAUGAACACUUUGGUAGUACUCGCUUUCUUCGCCCUCGCAGCUUCUGCCUCUGCCUCUGGCCUCGGCCUUGGUCUUGGUCUUGGUUUGGGACACGGUAUACACGGUGGAUGGGGUGCAUGGGGCGGUCACGGACCCUCUGGAGUCGUAACUGGAGCCGGAGCUGCCGGACCAUCUGGAGUCGUAACUGGAGCUGGAGCUGCUGGACCUUCUGGAGUAGUUAACGGACUUGGAGCUGUAGGACCAACUGGACCCAACGGACAUGGUGUAUGGGGAUUGGGACACGGAGGAUGGGGUGCUGGAGUUGGUGCCUUGGGACUUGGACAUGGACUCGGUCUUGGUGUCGGUCAUUUGGGUCUCCACGGUUAACUUACAAGGUUGUCUUGUAAAAAAAAUUGAUUGUUGAUUGUUUAAUAUAAUACAAAAUUUGAACUGAUGUAAAAUAAACAUAAACGUUGUACAUACAUAUAUUUGUGUGUUUUACUAUUUACCUAUAGACUAUAUAUUAAUGAUAUGAAAUUAACU
This is a messenger RNA of Psylliodes chrysocephalus, 644 nucleotides long. NCBI's taxonomy places the organism in Eukaryota, Metazoa, Arthropoda, Insecta, Coleoptera, Chrysomelidae. The record is from the annotation of a GenBank genome assembly.